AUGAUGGAAGAAAUUGACAGAUUUCAAGUCCCGACUGUUCAAUCGGAAAUGCAGCCCUUAGAUCCAGCAUCUUCAACUACAUCUGAGGCAGACUCAGAGACCAGAGAAAAUGAGCCUGCUACACUAAAUUACAAACCCUCUCCUCUUCAAAUGAAGAUAGAGAAACAGAGAGAGCUGGCCAGGAAGGGUUCUCUGAAGAAUGGGAACGCAGGAAGUCCUGUCAAUCAGCAACCGAAGAAAAAUAACGUGAUGGCCAGGACCAGGUUGGUGGUUCCUAACAAAGGCUACUCCUCUUUAGACCAGAGCCCAGACGAGAAACCCUUAGUGGCUCUUGACACAGACAGUGAUGAUGAUAUUGAUGUAUCCAGAUACUCUUCGUCAGGAUACUCUUCAGCUGAGCAGAUCAACCAGGAUCUGAACAUCCAGCUUCUGAAAGACGGCUACCGAUUGGACGAAAUCCCUGACGACGAAGACCUGGACCUGAUACCACCCAAAUCGGUCAACCCCACCUGCAUGUGUUGUCAAGCCACCUCCUCCACCACCUGUCAAAUCCAAUAA
Chanos chanos (milkfish) is the source of this 558-nucleotide messenger RNA. It is a transcript of the gene fam219ab, whose product is annotated as family with sequence similarity 219 member Ab. The record is from RefSeq and is a predicted model, not a curated record. The transcript is spliced from 6 exons. Lineage: Eukaryota; Metazoa; Chordata; Actinopteri; Gonorynchiformes; Chanidae. Bases 1 to 558 code for a protein of 185 amino acids.